This is a messenger RNA of Caenorhabditis briggsae, 1017 nucleotides long. Gene Ontology annotation, cellular component: extracellular region. The record is from RefSeq and is a predicted model, not a curated record. The coding region runs from base 1 to 1017 and encodes 338 amino acids. Gene Ontology annotation, molecular function: chitin binding; oligosaccharide binding. The transcript is spliced from 7 exons. Gene Ontology annotation, biological process: carbohydrate metabolic process. NCBI's taxonomy places the organism in Eukaryota, Metazoa, Nematoda, Chromadorea, Rhabditida, Rhabditidae.
AUGACAAAAACGUCUAUUUUGAGAGAACAUGAUAAUCUGAACGAUGAUUUUCAUCAACCCAACAGCCAACUUGAAUUGACUCAGCUAGCAUACAUUACUCCGUGGAACAGAGGAGGUUACGAUCUGGCUGAAAAAACUGCUCACAAGUUGACACACGUGUCUCCCGUUUGGUUUCAAGCCAGACCAUCACAAAUUGACGGAGUUUUGAACACCUGCAAAAUUGAAGGAAUGCAUGAGAUUAAGCGAGAUUGGUUGGAAUCAUUGAGAGAGAAAAACGAGAAAAUCAAAAUUGUUCCUAGAAUCAUAUUUGACGAGUGGAGUUCUGAACAAAUGAAGGCGUUUUUGAUGGAUGCCCAAACUGCAAAACGCUGUUUCGAAGAUAUUGCAAAUUUCUACAGUAGGAACCAACUCGAUGGAGCAGUUGUUGAACUGUAUAUGCAAGCCUUAAUAUCUAUACAAUCUCUACAAAUCAAAAGCGUGAUCAUCGAGAGCUUGCAUGAUUUAAAGAAAUCAUUCAGAAAAUUGCACAUGCAAGUCAUUUACACUGUUCCAGCACCUCUCGAAUGGGACAACCAGCCAAACAAUUUGAUUACACCAGGCGAAUACCGCAAACUAACCGAUGCUGCAGAUUUUGUUCAAAUCAUGACGUAUGACUACCGUGGUAACAAACCUGCCGGAGUUGCUCCAUAUGAUUGGUUCGAAAGUUGUAUUUUCUAUUUGGGUGGUGGUACGAAAACACUGGCAGGACUAAACUUCUAUGGUUACGAAUUUUCGAAAGGAAAGGUGGAUGCGAUCACUUUCGACAGGUAUCUCAAAGUCUUGAAAUCUGACAAAACAACACUCUCAUUUGACGAGAACUCGAUGGAACACAAGCUGAAAACACCAACUUCAGUGAUCUACUACCCAUCGUUGACUUCUCUCGAAUUGCGAAUCAAUAUGGCUCAUCGUUACGAUGUUGGAAUUGCUAUUUGGGACUACGGACAGGGGCUGAAUCACUUCACGAACCUGCUCAUUUGA